Hibiscus syriacus is the source of this 712-nucleotide messenger RNA. RefSeq names its product 60S ribosome subunit biogenesis protein NIP7 homolog. Gene Ontology annotation, biological process: ribosome assembly; ribosomal large subunit biogenesis. The record is from RefSeq and is a predicted model, not a curated record. NCBI's taxonomy places the organism in Eukaryota, Viridiplantae, Streptophyta, Magnoliopsida, Malvales, Malvaceae. The transcript has a single exon. Bases 37 to 618 code for a protein of 193 amino acids. Gene Ontology annotation, cellular component: nucleus; preribosome, large subunit precursor; nucleolus. Gene Ontology annotation, molecular function: RNA binding.
AAAAACCCUACAUAGACCAAACCCUCCUCCAACAAGAUGAGACCCUUGGACGAGAAGGAAACCACCGUGGUGUUCGAAAAGCUGUUCAAAUUCACCGGCAACAACCUGAAGAACAUAGUCGAGAACCCAUCUCCUGAGGGUCCCGACAAAGACCCCGGCCGCUACUGCUUCAGGCUCCACAAGAACAAAGUCUACUACGUCAGCGACUCGCUGGUCAAACGAGCCACCAACGUUGCCAGGCCCAAGCUAGCUUCCAUCGGAACCUGCAUAGGCCGAUUCACACACGCAGGCAACUUCCAUUUGACCAUCGAAUGCCUAAACCUGUUGGCUGUCAAUGCCAAGCACAAGGUCUGGCUGAAACCCACAUCGGAAAUGUCGUUUCUUUACGCGAAUCAUGUUUUGAAAGGUGGGUUGGGGAGAAUAACGGAGAACAUUGCGCCUGGUGAUGGGGUUGUCGUUUUUUCCAUGUCGGAUUUGCCUUUGGGGUUUGGGAUUGCAGCUAAGAGUACUCAAGAUUGUAGGAAAUUGGAUCCUAACGCCAUUGUUGUGCUUCAUCAGGCUGAUAUUGGGGGGUAUUUGAGGAUGGAGAAUCAAAGCGAGCAGCUAAUUGAAGAAUGAAUUGGGUAUUCUUAUCUGUGCACUUGUCAAUUUUUGAUUUUGAGGUUGUAUUUUAUUAUGAUUUUGGGGAGUUUUGUUCAACUCGUACCCUGUU